Phyllopteryx taeniolatus (common seadragon) is the source of this 881-nucleotide messenger RNA. RefSeq names its product histamine N-methyltransferase-like. NCBI's taxonomy places the organism in Eukaryota, Metazoa, Chordata, Actinopteri, Syngnathiformes, Syngnathidae. Bases 1 to 594 code for a protein of 197 amino acids. The record is from RefSeq and is a predicted model, not a curated record. The transcript has 4 exons.
AUGAUUUAUCUUGGUCUCAUUUGGUUUUCAGCAUUGGUAGCAAAGACUGAUAACCUUCAGAAGAUACCAUUUACUUGGCAUGUCAUGCUAAGUAAGGAGUACAGAAUGCAAGUCAAAGAUGUGAAGAAAUAUGACUUCAUUCACAUGAUUCAGAUGAUUUACUUCGUUGACGACCCGACAGAAACCAUCAAAUUCUACCACAGCCUUCUGAAUAAGAAUGGCAUGCUUAUGAUCAUUGUAGAAAAAGCCACCGAGGGUUGGGACAUUCUCUGGAGGACUUUCUCAAAGGAGCUGUGCUCUGAGGCCCUCCCCGUGUAUCGUUCAUCCAAAGAGGUCGUCGCCUCUGUGAAGACUCUGGGUCUGAAAUACGAGGAGCAUUCCAUCCCCAACACCUUUGACAUCACCGAGUGCUUUGAACCAAACAGCGAGACCGGACAGCGUGUGCUUCGUUUCAUGAUCGACACCGAUUUCACGUUGUUCACGCCACAAAUAAGAGCUGACAUACUAAACCUUCUCAGGAGCAAGUGUAGCACUGAAAAGGAGGGCAAGAUACAUUUCAACAGUUGUUUGAGCUGUGUAUUUGUUCAUGCUUGAGCCCGUCUCCGGGAGAGAUAAGCAUCAUUAAUCAACUCACUUGAUGAGUAAACUGACCUGUUGUUCAGAAACCCAAUUAUAAUCAAUUUAAAUUGUUCAAUUCAAUCUGUUGAGCUAAACUCAACCAUAUUUUGCACAAAAUUAGUACUACCAGAAAAUUUGUACUACCAGAAAAUCUUUGUGUGUGUAAUCGAAUUGCUCUGUGUCACAAAGCCAGUUAUUUUGGUGUAAAAUCAACCAAUGUUUUUCAGGACAAUUGUGGUUUAGGUGCUCAUAUAUAGUGGGAA